AACAAUGUGGUCCACAGCAGGGUCCACAGCCCUUUACGUCUGUUUGUCAAGCAGUCAGCUCUACAAAGGCAAGGUCAGCUCUCCUAUUUCGACACCACAGAGCACUUCUGGAACUGGCUCGCCAACAUCACCGACACCCAAGAGUCUCUAGUACGAACUAAACGGCGGCCUAUUGUUAAAACCGGAAAGUUUAAAAAAAUGUUCGGCUGGGGGGAUUUUCAUUCCAACAUUAAAACUGUCAAGUUGAACCUACUCAUCACGGGCAAAAUCGUAGACCAUGGAAAUGGCACCUUCAGUGUUUACUUUCGCCAUAACUCCACAGGGCUUGGGAAUGUUUCUGUGAGUCUCGUUCCACCCUCCAAAGUGGUGGAGUUUGAACCUUCUGCUCAGUCUACCCUAGAGAACAAAGACACCAAAUCCUUCAACUGCCGGAUUGAGUAUGAGAAAACAGACAGAGCCAAGAAGACUGCUUUGUGCAACUUUGAUCCUUCUAAAAUCUGUUACCAAGAACAAACCCAGAGCCAUGUAUCCUGGUUGUGUUCCAAACCCUUUAAAGUUAUUUGCAUAUAUAUUGCUUUCUUCAGCAUUGACUAUAAACUUGUGCAAAAAGUUUGUCCUGAUUAUAAUUACCAUAGUGAGACACCCUAUUUGUCAUCUGGUUGA
Molecule: messenger RNA, 663 nt
Organism: Staurois parvus
Lineage: Eukaryota; Metazoa; Chordata; Amphibia; Anura; Ranidae
Source: the annotation of a GenBank genome assembly